AUGGCAGUAGAUCUUGAAGAUAAGGAACCAGUUUGGCUUCAAAUAAUUAAAAUGAUUUUUUGCUGGUAUAUUUGGGAAAGAUUUUUUGAUUGUAUUAAAGGUUGUUGCUGUUGUUUUAAAUCUGAUGACGAUAAGGAUAAGGAUAACUCAUUUCUUAAGAGCAUAAUGACCACAGGAGCCUUUAUGAUUCCCGGUAUUAUUUAUGCACUUGUUCAUAUAUUUAAAUGGCUUGAACUUACGGAUAAAUAUGAUAAAUUGAAGGAAGAAAAUAUAGGGAAUAAAGCUUAA
Molecule: messenger RNA, 288 nt
Organism: Dentiscutata erythropus
Lineage: Eukaryota; Fungi; Glomeromycota; Glomeromycetes; Diversisporales; Gigasporaceae
Source: the annotation of a GenBank genome assembly